ACACACACACAGGCAGAGGCCGGUCUGUUCAGGCUGAGCAGAGGGAAACACACUGAGGAGGAGGAGGAGGAGGAGGAGGGGACGAUAAAGAAAGAGAGGGGAGGCAGAAAGCUGCACAGGUCAGCUGAGUCCUCACUGCAACGCUCGUGUAUGAUGCGAUUGGCUGAAGAGAAGAAAUCACCUGAGGAAGACAUGAGUUUGGGGGCAGCGUGCAUUUUCCUGCGAGGAGGGAAAAACAUAUCCAGAGGACUGGCUGAUGAUGAGAUAGAAGAGCUGCGUGAUGCAUUCAAUGAGUUCGACAAAGACAAGGACGGACUGAUCAGCUGUAAGGACCUGGGGAACCUGAUGAGGACCAUGGGCUACAUGCCCACUGAGAUGGAACUGAUUGAGCUGAGCCAAAACAUCAACAUGAACCUCGGUGGCAGUGUGGACUUUGAGGACUUUGUAGAGCUGAUGGCUCCGAAGCUUCUGGCAGAAACAGCUGGGAUGAUCGGCGUGAAGGAGCUCAAAGACGCUUUUAAAGAGUUUGACAUGGACGGAGACGGAGAGAUCACCACACAGGAGCUGCGGGCGGCCAUGAUGAAGCUGAUGGGUGAGCACAUGACUCAACGAGAGAUCGACGCCAUAGUGAAAGAAGCCGAUGACAACGGAGACGGCACAGUAGACUUUGAAGAGUUCGUCAGAAUGAUGUCCCGUCAAUGACGAGCCAGGAGAACGUGGAUCUGCAGGAAAGGACGCCGUCUCCUGGUUGACAGAUUCCCCACAUUUAGAAGAAGCAGAAUAAAACAAUCAUCCUCAGAUAGAAUACUCUGUACAACUAUGCAAAUAUGGCACAUAGACCUUUUUUCUACUGUAAAAAUAUUGAGAAGUCUGUUUUUGAACAUGUAGAGCUCAAAUGCUUUUCUGUUUUUCACUUCUGCCCUUGUAACAACAAUCAACAAAAGUGCAUUUCUGUGAAAAACGAAUAAAAAAACAUGCGUCUAUGCA
Molecule: messenger RNA, 987 nt
Organism: Solea senegalensis (Senegalese sole)
Lineage: Eukaryota; Metazoa; Chordata; Actinopteri; Pleuronectiformes; Soleidae
Product: calcium-binding protein 5-like
Exons: 7
Coding region: 151-702 (183 amino acids)
Molecular function (GO): calcium ion binding
Source: RefSeq, a predicted model, not a curated record